UAUGUAGAAAGUAGAAGCCCCCAGAAUUAAGCCAUCUCCAAUUGCAGAUGCAAAAUUAUAGACUAAAAUAUUAGACCUUCUUCGUUAGGCAUUAAAUUACAAGCAAUUAAAAAAAGGAGCUAAUGAAGUCUUAAAAAAGUAUAAUCUAAUAUAUAAAAUUAGUCUUGAUAAAGGAAUCUGUGAAUUAGUGAUUUUGGCAGCUGAUUGUGAUCCUAUAGAAAUUGUAGCAAAUAUACCUAUUAAAUGUGAAGAGAAAGUAAAUAAGGAAUAUAAAGUAGAAUGUCUCAUAUUGUUUUGUCUCAACUUAGGCAAGUUUAGGUAGAGCUUGUGGUAUUAGCAGACCUGUUGUUGCUGCAUCAAUUGUAUAAAGUGAAGGCUCUUAAUUGAAAACAUAAAUUAUUGAAAUGAAAGACUUAAUUGAUUAAUUAUUUAUAUGA
This is a messenger RNA of Paramecium pentaurelia, 437 nucleotides long. NCBI's taxonomy places the organism in Eukaryota, Ciliophora, Oligohymenophorea, Peniculida, Parameciidae. The record is from the annotation of a GenBank genome assembly.